Mya arenaria is the source of this 4128-nucleotide messenger RNA. RefSeq names its product biotin--protein ligase-like. Gene Ontology annotation, cellular component: cytoplasm. Bases 96 to 2726 code for a protein of 876 amino acids. Gene Ontology annotation, molecular function: biotin--[biotin carboxyl-carrier protein] ligase activity. NCBI's taxonomy places the organism in Eukaryota, Metazoa, Mollusca, Bivalvia, Myida, Myidae. The record is from RefSeq and is a predicted model, not a curated record. Gene Ontology annotation, biological process: protein modification process. The transcript has 13 exons.
CGGAAGUUUACGGUAACCUUUUUUAAGACAUAUUUUUAACCGAACAACGAUCAACACAUCAUCAAUGAGGCAGUAAGAAAGCUAUAUUUCAUACAAUGAUAAUCAGCAUUGGCUAUGUGCUUCUCCUGUUCUUCAAAAGCUGGACAGAUAGACGACGGAGAAAUAUGCUGUCCCAAGCAAUUAAAAAGGGCCUAGGCCAGGGUAGCUUGUAUAUACAGAGGCUUGGAGAAGGUGCAAUGUCAAGGUCAAGAGCCACUGAGAUCGCAAGGUCAGCUCUGGUCAACUAUCGGCAAAAUGUUUCGGAGGCCCCACUGCUGGAAUGGGGUGAUCUGAUGCUCACCAAUGUUUCACCUAUGCAAACGAUCUAUCUUGGAAGCUGGACAGACUACUAUCACCCCUCAGCAGAACCUCCAGGUCAGGAUGAUGUCACAGUGCUGAUAGAAGCUUCACGCCCCAGCGAUCUUGGAAAAUUCCUACAGCAUGAGUUUCAGGUGCCCCCAGAGUCUAAAAUACAUUUGAUGUCUCUGGGCACAAUGGAGGCGUGGCACUCAGGCACACCGUUUGGUAUCCUAGUUACAUGUUCACCCGAGUCCCUGGUUACCCUGGCAAUAGGGCUUGUUGACAACACACUCACCUUGGAAGAAGACCUGGAGGUGCACUCCAUCAUGACUGUUCAGACAGAGGGUAGAGCAGGCAGUCUUUUCAUGAAUCCUGAGAUUGAUGUGACUGAAGCCCCUGCAAACAACUACAACCAGUCUAGCAUACAAAUGCUUCCCGAUGAACGACCAAUGAAGGAUAAGAUACUUGCAUCAUUCAUCCGGAAAAAUCAGGACCAGGUCUCAGAUAUGUGGUCGAACGAAUCUCUUGCCUCGACCACAGACAUAGCCAAGCUGGACAUGUUGUCAGAGUUGGCUAGUGUGGAUGGAGAUAAUGUUGUUGACGGGUCGUUUCUGGAGACUGGGUCCGGAGAGGGUUUAUCCGAGUUUGAGGCUGUUGAGACGUCCAGUGUCCAGUCUUGUCCAAUGGGAGACAGUCAGAAAUUAGAGCCAUUGGGAAAACCGCCUAAUGUACUGAUUUACACCGGGAAGAUUGACUCAGUGAGGAAGUUUGAUAGAGUUAAGAAAGUGUUGGAGCAGUGUUUGGAUGUAGAGAAGUAUGUGAUUUACCACCUCAAGCACGAAGACAUUGAUAGAGAACCGUGGAUUGACAAUACAAUUCUUCUGGUGUUAGCUACAAAGAAGAAAUACCAAGACUCCCAUGCAGCCUUUAUGCAGUAUUUUAUGAGCGGUGGGAGAAUUUUAGGCUUCGGGAGUGGUUUUGAUACAGAGCUGCUGGGGCAGACCAUGGUUCGACCAGAGAACUGGAUCACCCAGCUGAACUACGGUGGCUGGACUGACGUAUCAUUGAUAUCAGGCAGCUAUGUGUAUGAUGUUAAUGACGUGCGUUUGGAAGGAAGCCAUGUGGCUUCCAUAGGCAUUGACAAAGACAACCACGUCUCCAUGGCAAAGGUUACCUUAGAGAGAAAAGAUGUUGUGUCUUGCGCUAUUUUAUCACAGGUACUGCUGGACAAGGAAGCCGAUGACCUGGGGGUGACUCCGGAGAUCUUCAACACCCUGAAGAAAUCCAACUCGGACCGGUUCGAGAUUCUCACUGACCUGCUCACCAAUCUGGGUAUCGACUGUAACACCCGCGCUAUGCCUGUACAGACACCAGCAGUGCUGCUAGCUACAUCAGAGGAUGUUAAGGCCAAGUUCUUCAACUCUAUCAAACAUCGUCUCAGCUCGGGUGUGCUCAAGUACGGCGGUCAGAGUCUUCUUUUUACCGAGGAUACCACAGCUGUGGUGGAGAAUUCACUGCUUCCAGUUCUUAUGGCAGGCAGGAAAUAUGGCGAAAGUUUUAGUUUGAGCGUUUACAAAAAAAGUUUGGGUGCGAAGGUGCUAGGAAACACAGUGUUCUUUAUGGAGGUUGUGCCUACCACUAUGACUAUUCUUGAUGGGUUGUUAUUUUCUGUCCCAGACGAUAUUGGUCUCAUUGUAGUGGCCAGGCAACAGACAAGUGGGAAAGGUCGGGGAGGCAAUGCGUGGCUGAGCCCUAUUGGGUGCGCCAUGUUCUCAUUACACGUGAGAAUUCCCCAGAACUCUAAUCUGGGUCAAGCUGUCUCCUAUCUGCAGCACAUAACCUCACUAGCUGUUGUCAACAGUGUCUGCAACAUGGAGGGAUAUGAGGACACUGACCUGCGAUUGAAGUGGCCAAAUGACAUCUACUAUGGUCACCAUAUGAAGCUGGGUGGGGUCAUUGUCAAAUCUACAAUUAUGGAUGGGAUCGUACAUGCUACCAUUGGCUGUGGCUUCAAUGUUGACAACAGCAACCCAACCAUUUGUAUCAAUGACAUUGUGGACAUGGUGAACAAAGAACAGGGCACGCAGCGACCCAUGUUUACAACGGAGCAGCUCAUUGCCCGAACUGUCACUGAAAUAGAGGCUCUCAUUGGUCAGUUCCAGAAAGAGGGUGUGGACAGCUUCCGGAAGAUGUACUAUGACAAAUGGCUGCAUAGUGACAGGGUUGUGAGGCUGGAGUCAGAGAACGACCUGGAAGUCACGGUACGAGGGCUUGACGACUUUGGCUACCUGCUUGUUGAGACAGAUGGUGGAGAAAAAAUCAGCGUACAGCCCGACGGUAACUCCUUCGACAUGAUGCGAAACCUGAUCUGCUUGAAACAGAGAUAGACGUGACUUCCCAGUGUGAGGAUAGGGAUCAAAUAUAUCAGAUCACAUGUUGGUUGUAUUUUGGUGCGUUUUCACCUAAUUGAAUGGUGUUGUAAAAGUUUGGUGCAUAUUAUAAUAACUGUGUUUUUUUGGUGCGUUUUCACUUAAUUAAAUGGUUUUGUAAAAGACUGAUGCAUGUUAUAAUGAAUGUGGUUUGGUGUGAUUUCACUAAUUUGGAUGGUUUUGUAAAAGUUUGGUGCAUAUUGGUCUAUCUUUAUAUCAAGUUUCUAAGCCAGGUUUUCGGGGAAAUGACGUAUGACUUUCAUGUCAUACAAAGCUUUAUCAAGAUAGCUGUGUAUUUUAUAGCUGUAUAUCAUAUAAAAUUGCAAAUUUUGAUGCGUUCAUAGUAGUUGCAUAUGCAUUAGGAUAAAGAGUAGAGAGUAAAGAGUAGAAGAGUAGAGUUAUUUGGUGUUGAUUUUUUGUUGUUAAGUUUUGUAAUGUGUUAUACCCUUGCCAUUGUGUAAAAACUUCAAAUGCAAUCAUACAAACGGUAUCCUGUUUUAGUACAUGUAUGUUUGAAUUCAGAAAGGCUAUGCAUCCAUUGAAUGUCUUUAUGCCAAUUUCCACUUUUUGAACAAAUUACAUUUUUUCUGUCAAUUUAGUAAUGGUCCUCAGGGUAUCAGAUAUUCAAGUAAAAAAACUCUGGAUUACAAAUAUGUGAUGCAAUGUAAGCCAGUUUCAUACACAGUAUACGUCUUCUCAGUCAGUAGCUGCUCAUGAGAUGAUUUCAAACUUCACAGGCUUCUAAGAACUAGGCUUUAUUAUUUAUAUUUGGUUUAAGUUCUUUCAAGAUAAACAAGUCUACUAACCGUACAAAAUCAAUUGACAACUUCACAAAGAGGGCGCAAUGUCUAAUGAAUAAGCUGGCAUAUGAUAUAAUUUGUUUGACACUAAAAGCAAACUCAUCAAUCAGUAUUACAACUAUACAAUUGUCAGGUUAAUGCUAGAAGGUACCAAAUGGCAUUAUUAUAAAGAAGGUAUGGUAGCUUCUGGCCUAAGCUCAACGCAAUAUUCAUGAUAAAGUUCUUUAAACAUAUACAAAAAUUAUACAUUGUUAAGACAUGUAGAUGUAUGAUUCUAUUCAGUUAAACAGUGAUGGGCAGCUCUUGUUUAUAUUUGAACAAACGGUGCAGUUAGUAGUAUUUUUAUAUCACAUGCAACUGUUUGAAUGUUACCUUGAUAAACAUAUAUGCAUGUGUUUUUGUUCAACUAUCAUUCAAUGUGACUACACUUAAAUUAUGAUAUACCACAGUAUAUAGUUUUGGAGGUAUAAUUUAUAUGUAUUAGUAGUAGAAGUAGUAUAAGAAACAAUCAUAUAUGUUGUUGAAUUGUUGUUUAUAGAGGGAUUGUGGAACACGACUUG